Molecule: messenger RNA, 1052 nt
Organism: Macaca mulatta (Rhesus monkey)
Lineage: Eukaryota; Metazoa; Chordata; Mammalia; Primates; Cercopithecidae
Source: RefSeq, a predicted model, not a curated record
CAAGGUUGAGACUGCAUGGAGACCCCCUACCUCCCCCAUCCAAGGAGACCCUCAUUUUUGGGUUGGGCGUUAAAGUCCUGCCCCGAGGGAAUGAUGAGAUGGGGCAGCAGGGGUCUGGGCUGGCGGGGGAGGGAGUGCAGGGGCACAGAGGUGGCAGGACUGGGAGGGUGGGGGUCUGGCUGACUUCACUUCUCCCCUGGGGGGUGAGGGCUCCUGUGGUCCUGGCUGACUUGUAGGGGCUGGAGCCACCUUCGGGUGGGCCUGGGGAGGGUGCUGGGUGUUUCCUGGGUGGGUUAGAUUGGGGAAUGCUCCCCGUCUCCAGCCCUCGGGGUGCGGUAGAGUCUGGGGGCUGCAGGCCAGGGAAGAGUAGGGGAGGCUCUGGAGCGGUCGGCCUGAGCCUGAUAGACAGGAACUUUCUCCAGGUGUCAGGGACGUGGUACCUGAAGGCCAUGACAGUGGACAGGGAGCUCCCUGAGAUGAAUCUGGAAUCGGUGACACCCAUGACUCUCACGAUCCUGGAAGGGGGCAACCUGGAAGCCACGGCCACCAUGCUGAUAAGUGGCCAAUGCCAGGAGGUGAAGGUCGUCCUGGAGAAAACUGACGAGCCGGGAAAAUACACGGCCUACGGGGGCAAGCACGUGACAUACAUCAUCAGGUCACACGUGAAGGACCACUACAUCUUCUACUGUGAGGGCGAGCUGCACGGGAAGCCGAUCCGAGGGGUGAAGCUCGUGGGCAGAGACCCCGAGAACAACCUGGAAGCCUUGGAGGACUUUGAGAAGGCCGUGGGAGCCCGCGGACUCAGCUCAGAGAGCAUCCUCAUCCCCAGGCAGAGCGAAACCUGCUCUCCAGGGAGCGAUUAGGGGCAGGGGCACCUUGGCUCCUCAGCAGCCCAAGGACAGCACCACCCAGCACCUCCGUCGUUCACAGGGACAUGGAAAAGCUCCCCACCCCUGCAGAACCCGGCCGGCUGCACCCCUUCCUACCACCCCCCACCUUCCCCUGGCCCUGCGCCCCCUCUCCUGGUUCUCCAUAAAGAGCUUCAGCAGUUC